This is a messenger RNA of Dictyostelium discoideum AX4, 1158 nucleotides long. RefSeq names its product glycoside hydrolase family 18 protein (gene ctbsA). NCBI's taxonomy places the organism in Eukaryota, Evosea, Eumycetozoa, Dictyosteliales, Dictyosteliaceae. Bases 1 to 1158 code for a protein of 385 amino acids. The record is from RefSeq and is a predicted model, not a curated record. The transcript has 3 exons.
AUGAGAAUUAUUUUAUUGCUUUUUUUAAUUGUUUUCGUUGUUGCUCAAAGUUCAUCAUCAUCAUCCUCUUCAGGAUGUCCAUGUGAUUCAUCAUAUUUAUGUGAACCACUUCAAAUUGCACCAAGACAAGAGUUUUUAGGUUUUUCAUUAAAUAGCACGCAAUAUCCAAAUUAUUAUUGGAAUCAAUUAACAACACUUGCGAUAUUUUAUGAAACAAUUGAAGAUGAAUUAUUAUGUAUUGCACAUGAAAAUGAUGUUAGAUUAGUAUGGGGUACAACAUUUCCAAUUGAAAAUCUUGGUAAUUCAAGUUAUAUUGAAGAAUGGAUUCAAGAACAAAUUGAAAAAGUUCAAAGUACAUUUACAGAUGGUUUAAAUUUUGAUGUUGAAAGUCCAAUUACAGAUCCAACCAUCGCUCAACAAUAUACAGAAUUAGUAUCAGCAACUAAUAAAGCAUUUAAAGCAAUUAAUCCAUUCUAUCAAAUUUCAAUCGAUGUAGCAUGGUCACCAUCAUGCAUUGAUAAACGUUGUUAUGAUUAUGCUGGUUUAGCUUCAAAUUCCGAUUUCCUUGUAGCAAUGGACUAUGAUGAGAGAAGUCAAGUUUUUGGUGAGAAGGUGUGUACUGCUGGUGCAAAUUCUUCACCCUCAAAUGCCUUGGCUGGUAUAAAUAAUUUUACUGAUUUAGGUAUUAGCACUGAUCAAUUGGUAAUGGGUUUACCAUGGUAUGGUUAUAUUUAUAAGAAUUGUUUAAAUGGUGAUGAAGCAGGUUUGGAAACUGUUGUUUGUCAAAUUGAAUCUGUACCAUUUAGAGGUGCAAAUUGUUCAGAUGCAGCUGGUUCAGAAUAUGAUUAUAGUUAUUUGGUUCAAUUAUUACAAGAUCAAACUAUAAACUCUUCUGCAGUUCAAUGGAAUACUGAAUGGCAAUCACCUUAUUUUAAUUAUAUUGACCCUAUAACUGGUAAUGUUGAUCAAGUUUGGUUUGAUAAUCCACAAUCAUUAUCAAUUAAAGUUCAAUUAGCUCAAAAAUUAAAUUUAAGAGGUGUUGCAGUUUGGAAUAUUGAUUUUUUAGAUUUUUCAGAUCAAUACAAUUCUCGUCCAAUGUGGGAUGCAUUAGCUUCUUUUUUCCCACAAUCAGCUUCAAGUGAACAAUCAUUAAAUUAA